UGUGGUUUAUGUGUCAAUUUAUGUCAACAUAUAUUGACGCCCCCCUUUUAUUAUUAGUGAAAAUUUAAUUUAAUUUAGCGAAAUUUAUCAAUAAUAACGUUGUUUCGAGCGUUAGGGAGACCUGGAAGUGUUUGUGACGUAGUUUUGUUGAUUAAUACACAGUUGAUGAUAUAAUUUAAACGAAAAACAUAUUGGCGUGUUUACCAAAACAGGAAAAUGUGUGUUUUAUGUAUUUAAAUGACUUAAUUUGAGUAAAAAUGGCAAAUGCGGAUGAUACAAUUUCGACCCUAUCGGAUAACAGCACUCUAAUAGAUGGUAGUGUAAUUUCAACCGUACCGGACAGGCAUGGUUUUUUGGGCGGGACUCAGUACAGCCCUGAACCUAGGCAGGUUGGGCCCCCGCCAAAUACUGUUUUAAGGCGGGAACGCAAGUGGUUGAAAAUGUUGUCGCAAUGGGGGUUUUACAUGGGAAGGAAUUACAAAAAAGUCAAAGAGAGAUGCAGAAAAGGUAUACCUAUGUCUGUGAGGCCAAAAGCUUGGCUUUAUUUGUGCGGAGGUAAGCUUUUAAUGGAAAAAAAUCCCAACACCUACGAAGACACGCUACGGGAACCUGGCGAUCCCAAAGCUUUGGACGACAUAAAAAAAGACAUACACCGACAAUUCCCUAUGCACGAGAUGUUUAAUUCCGAGGAUAAACCCGGUCAAAAAGAAUUAUUCAACAUUUUAAAAGCCUACGCGUCGUACAACGAAAAAAUCGGUUACUGUCAGGCCCAGGCCCCAGUGGCGGCUUUUUUGCUGAUGCACAUGCCUUCGGAGGAAGCUUUUUGGUGCCUUGUGAGCAUAUCCGACAAAUAUUUAAAGGAUUAUUACUCACCUGAUAUGGAAGUGGUGCAAAGAGACGGCCUCAUACUGCAAGGUCUUCUAAAAAAAAAUUGCCCGGCCGUGUACAAGCACUUGAAAAAAGUGAACGCCGAGCCGAUGUUCUACUGUACCGAGUGGUUUUUGUGCGCUUUCACGCGCACCCUGCCCUGGGACACUUUGUUGAGGUUAUGGGACAUUUUUUUGUGCGAAGGGGUUAAGGUUCUAUUUAAAACCGCCAUAGUCAUUCUGGCCGAGUGUUUGGGUUCGGCUAGGAGUAGGAAGGAAUGUUCCGGGUUGUGCGAGACUUUGGCCAAGUUGAGAAAUCCUCCGGAACAUAUUUUGGCCGAGGAGAAUUUGAUAUAUGCCAUAAAUCGGCUUGAAAUAUCCGAACGCGAUUUCGAAAUCGAGCACCAAAAACAGACGAAACGUCUAAAACUGGAGAAACAAGCGACGAACGGCGACCGGUAAAUUAUAAAAAAUAAAAUCGUUAAAAAUACUCGAAAAAUUCGACAAAGAAAAAGUUCUUCCAUGUUAAAAAUGCACUGGUUUUUUGGGGGCAAAAAUAUUUUUGUAAGGUUUUACAAACACUCAAAUUUUCGUUCAAAAGUUAUGUUAAAAUGCAUUUAUUAGUUUAGUUUUUUUGUAUAGGUGCAAUAUGUUUAAUUCUCGUAUAUUUUUUUGAUUUGGCGUUUUUUUACAUUAUUUAUGGGAAAAAACGUAAAAUUUUUAAAGUAACUAUGGAUUCAACAAUCUACAGUAUUUAAAAUACGGGGUGUUUCUAAAACCCCCUGUAUAACACUUUAUUUAUAAUAAUAUAUAUUUUAUGCGAGUUUUUUUUUGUUAUUAAGAUGCACAACUUUUCUAGUCCUAGAAGCAACUACUUAUUACAAAAUGUUAUUAAAAAUGACGAUUUUUUCCAAAAAGUUGCCAU
This is a messenger RNA of Brassicogethes aeneus, 1791 nucleotides long. Lineage: Eukaryota; Metazoa; Arthropoda; Insecta; Coleoptera; Nitidulidae. The record is from the annotation of a GenBank genome assembly.